Molecule: messenger RNA, 7068 nt
Organism: Anas platyrhynchos (mallard)
Lineage: Eukaryota; Metazoa; Chordata; Aves; Anseriformes; Anatidae
Gene: GALR2
Product: galanin receptor 2
Biological process (GO): G protein-coupled receptor signaling pathway
Cellular component (GO): plasma membrane
Molecular function (GO): G protein-coupled receptor activity
Source: RefSeq, a predicted model, not a curated record
CACCGCCCCGUAGCCCUCCUCCUGCUUCUCCUCCUCCUCCUCUUCAGCAGCAGGGAGAGCAGAGAGCACGGAGCAGCACGGAGCAGCUGCGGGCUCCCGAGAGACCCGGAGGAGGCAAACCUCUCCCCGUUCCCCUUGCACCAUCCCCGUGCAUCCCCCUGGCACCUCCCGCGUGCUCUCCGUGCAUCCCGGUGCCUUACCCUGCACGUCCCGCCGCGCUUUCCCUGCACCCCCUUCCCCGGGCACCCCUUUUUUCCUUUUUCCCCGGGCACCCCCCGGCCAUGAACGGGUCGGUGCCGGGCUCCGAGGGGGGCUGGCAGCCCGAGGCGGUGCUGCUGCCGCUGGCUUACCUCCUCAUCUUCCUGGUGGGCACCGUGGGCAACUGCCUGGUGCUGGCGGUGCUGCUGCGCAACGGGCAGGUGAACAACACCACCAACCUCUUCAUCCUCAACCUGGGGGUGGCCGACCUCUGCUUCAUCCUCUUCUGCGUCCCCUUCCAAGCCACCAUCUACACGCUGGAGGGCUGGGUCUUCGGGCCCUUCCUGUGCAAGGCCGUCCACUUCUUCAUCUACCUCACCAUGUACGCCAGCAGCUUCACCCUGGCCACCGUCUCCCUCGACAGGUAUUUGGCCAUCCGCUACCCCCUGCACUCGCGGGAGCUGCGGACGCCCCGCAACGCCCUGACGGCCAUCUGCCUCAUCUGGGGGCUCUCCCUCGUGUUUUCGGGCCCCUACCUCAGCUACUACCAGCAGUUCCAGCUGGCCAACCUCACCGUCUGCCACCCCAUCUGGGACGCCGCCCACCGCAAGGCCAUGGACCUCUGCACCUUCGUCUUCAGCUACCUCGUCCCGGUGCUGAUCCUCGGCCUCACCUACACGCGCACCAUCCGCUACCUCUGGAGCUCCGUGGACCCCCUCCAGGACGCGUCGGAGUCCAAGGCGGCCAAGAGGAAGGUCACCAGGAUGAUCAUCAUCGUCGCCGUCCUCUUCUGCCUCUGCUGGCUGCCCCACCACCUGCUCAUCCUCUACGUCUGGUUCGGGUACUUCCCCCUCAACCACGCCACCUACGUGCUCCGCGUCCUCUCGCACCUCGUCUCCUACGCCAACUCCUGCGUCAACCCCAUCGUCUACGCCCUGGUCUCCAAGCACUUCCGCAAGGGUUUCAAGAAGAUCUUCAGCUGCCUCCUGCGGAAGAGGGCGGCCAACAAGGUGCACGCGGCCCCAGCCACCCACACGGCGAGCACGCUGGAGGCAGAGCUCAGCGAGCUGCCCCACGGCCUGCCCCGACGCUGCUCCGCGCGCUGCCAGGUCCCGGAGGGGUCCUGGGGGGAGGAGGAUGGGGCAGGGGGGCAGCAGCAGGGAGCGGACGGCUCCUUCAUCACCUUCAACGUCACCUAGCGGAGCCGCUCGUCGUCACAGGUUUGGGGACGGACCACGAUUUGGGGUUAAUUGUGUCAAAUUUUACAAUUUUUUUCCCCCUUCGAACGCUGCCAGGUGUAGAACUGCUGGAACGCUGCUGCUUUCUGAGGGCUCAGCCAAGCGAGCUCCUGAGGAGCCAAGCACAGGACUCGUUCCCACCCAAGAGCAGAGAUCGAAACCCCAAAUCGGUUCUUGUCUGUGAUCCCUGCUCCUCUGCCCGGGGCAGACUGACACCCUGCCGUGUCUGCACCCGGCCCCUUGCGAGAGCUCCGAUCCCCCCGACCACAGCAGUGGCAGCGAGAGGAGCGGCUCCAGGUGCCCUCCUCACCGCCGUCCCCACGCAUGAGAGGCCGACGUGACUCACACCCGUGCUCUUAGCGCUGAAAAGGCUCCGAGAGCAGCUGGACCCUGCUGCAGCCAGCAGCCGAGGGCUUUUAUUUAAAAGCCUGUCACUUUUCUGAAAGAAGAAGAGCGUCAGGGGAACGGGACCCGCUAGCUCUUCUGAAAAACCCUGCCCCAGAGCACUGCUGGAGGAGGUGGGGAAGCCGUGUGGGAAGGGGCCCGGCUGUGCCGAGCAUCCCUGCAGCUUCCCGGGGCUGCCCCACAGCACAGACACCCACAAAAUCAGCUCCCUGAGAGCUCAGGUCCCUGCCAGCCACCAUCACCCACCCCUGGGCCCCAUCCCAGCUUGGGGGCACCCCCGCAGCAGCAGGAUGCCCUGCAGGAGGUUUUUAGGGCCGGGACCCCACAGCCCCCUUGGCACGCUGCUGCUUCCACCCCCCUCCAGCGCGUGGCCUUCCCUCCCGGCGAGCUUUCUGCUGUCAAACCCUUCUCUUUCCCCUGCCAGGCGUUAGGAUAAGCAGAGCUUCCUGUCCCCACGCAGCGAGCCAUAAAUCGGCCGCCGCCUCCCCUCGCUGACCGUUGUAUUUAGUCUGGGCCCGCUCAGGGCGUGAGGCACGGAGAGGGAUUGUAUAAACAGCCCCAUUACUUCUCGCAGUAUUUACCUCCCCUGCUGGACCCUUCCCAGCCUGGGAAAAUAUUGCAUCAGGCGCGCAAACACGGCAGAAAGCCUCGCCCUCUGCUCCUGACCUCGGCCACGGGGAGCAAUCCUCACCCCUCCACCCCGCUCCCCAGUGGCAGUGGGGACAGGACACCGUCCUGCUGCCCCCUUACCCCAGGGGAAGUCCCCAGAAAGGCCAGGAGUCACCCAGCCCCGGCAUCUUGCUAAGCACAACGGCCACGCGUCCUUCCCCUUCCCUGCCCUGUGGUCUGCCGGUGUCUUCCCAAGCACAAGCAACAGGAGAGGGCAAAAGAAGAAGGAAGCGAGGUGGUAACGGGGUGAAGCCAUCCCCAAAGCUGGGCAGAGCUGGGCUGCUCCGUUCAGGAACCUCCUUCAGCUGGAGAGCCAAGCGAGCAGCGCUGCGAUGCCGCACCGACCACGGGAUCGACACGUGUGUGGACGUGGAGAUGAGAGAAAAGCUGCAAAGAAAGGGCAAGCGAUUCCUGAGCGUAACAAAAAGUGAUUUUGUGAGCAAGGGGAGCGCUUCGCAGAGCCUUCCAGCACAUCCACUGAUCACAUUCAGCACUGACACCCCAAAACUGACUGCAGUGACUCCCUGCCCCCCAGCUCGUCCCACUGGGGCACCAGGAGAAGGGAGCAGCAUGCGGAGCACAGCACAUCCCCGCCACCUCCAUCACUGCUCCAGAGAACAAACCCCAACACUCGCAGGGAGAUGGAAAUGUGCCGGCUGCUGCAUCAUUACGCCCCUCACAGGGUGGGACAAAACACAACAGCCCCCCCACAGCACCUUAAACACUGCACGAGCUGGACAGAGGGGAGAGCUCUGCGCGGGGAGAGCUCCCUCUGGGGAGCUGGGCUGCCCCGAGCACAGGAGGAGGAGGAGAUGCAAGAUGCUGAGCCUCAGCACCUUGAAGUUUAAUAAAAUGUGAAGGUUAAAGGUGAAUAAAAGCAGAUUCCGCUGGGAGAGGGAAAUAAAUAAGCUAAAUUCAGCUUCCACCAAGUCCAGGGGUGUUCAAGGAGACAAGGAGCGUUCAGCCAAAACCCCAGGUUAAUGGGAGCUUUCCAGAGCACGGUUUUAACACCAAUGUUCAAGGAUUUUUUAAAAAAACUUCGUCGGCACCAGCAGGGAGCCUGCAGGGACCUCGUCCCAGGUUCCUGUCCCUGCUGGGUUCGUGACAAACGUGUUUUGUUGCCCCAAAGCCAGGCACAGGGGAGGCUGGGAGAGCCGGUAGCAGCCCCAGACCUUAUCACAUCCCUCCAACCUGCCCCCCUGCAGCAAAAACAAAACCAAAAAAAGAGAGAGAAAUGGGUCUCCAGCCCCCAAACCCCAAAUACCAGGAAGCAGAAACUUGCCUAAGCGUGCCAGGGGAGGCACUGGCAGCAAGAGCAGGACCUGGGGGUGCAGAGAGGGAAAGGGAAGAGCGUUAAAACCAGCAUGGGCCUCCGAGAAAGCAAUGGGGUAGGGGGGUGUCAGCACCAGCGGCACAGGGCAGCCCUUGCCUCUGCCAGCAGUCUGGGCUGGAGCUGGCAUGAUUGCUUUUAAUUAAUGUGUUGUGCAGACAUUCCUUACCAUAAAAAGCCAAAAGUGCAACGUUUGGCCCUGCCUUGAACCCUCGAGGCAGCCCGGAGGGGCGAGCGCUCCCCCGCUGCUCCUGCCUCCAAGCAGGGCUGGGAGCCCGUCCACCUCCACACACUCCUUCCCUGCGCAGGGGAGAGGCAGGAGGUGCAGGAGGGGUUCAAGCCGGGGCCAGGAGGCUGCCUGGGUUUAGGAGAGGGGAACCGGGUGGCUCUGCUUUCCCCUUAGCUCUGGGGAAGAAAGGGCGUUGGGCUCGCGCUUACGGCUGUGCAGCCAGGAGCAGCAGCAGGCAGCACCUCCCUGGUGCACAACGCCUCCUCCCUGCUGCACAGCCACUGCUGAGCUGGGCCCUCAGCGGCCUCUCAUCCCCUUUUUGUUCCCCCAAACACUGCCAGGGCACCCCCAGGGCAUCCAGCAGCCCCGCCAGAGUCUGGUGCUGGCAACCGAGAGAGCAGGAUGCAGCAGGACAUUGCACACCCCAUAAUCUGACGCUGUUCCACCUCCUCCGAGCUGAGCUGCCCCAGAUUCUCUUCAACCCCAGACUGGAACAGCUUUCCAGGCUGACAGCAAAGCCCAGAAAUGCCUCUUCCAGUGUAGACCGUGCAAAGGCCUUCCCAGAGCCUCCAGAGAGCAGCUGGGGGCUCCAUCCCAGACCCUAAGGGCCCUCACGCAUUUCUGUGGGCUUUGGCCAGCCCCAGAGCAUCAGCACGGGGACGAUGCCCACCCCUGCACCGAAGCUCAGAUGCUCCAGAAAGGCCACAGGCAGAACUCCUCUCUUCCUUCCCCUAGCUUUGCUUGCAAGCGUUCCAGGUGAACUGCCUUGCCCUGGAACCAGCUGCAAUAAAACGCGUGUUUUAUAGCCUCGGCCUGAGCGCAUCAACGAAUUCCAGCCGCUCUCCUGGAGAAAGAAGUCCAGAUCAGAUCACUGCUGCAGCAGAAACAGGUCCAAAGAGACGGAAUCCAGCUCCUUCUGGUCAGUGUCAGUGUGUGUAUCCAGCACGGCCGACACCGCACGUAAUGCGAGCCAGCAGCGCACUGCUUGAGCUCCAAAAUGCUCCUCCCAGGGCCUGCCAAGCCUCCAAGAGGCUCUCGGAGCUGGCAGAGGAAAAACAACUGGCACUGAAGCCUGAUUUCCCCAAGCAUUUGAGAUCAGAGGGCUCUCAGGUUGGUGCUGAGCAGCCACCAGACCCCUGAAACACAGCCAGGCAGGUGAGGUCAAGCUUUGACCCCCUGAGGGGACCAGCUCUGGGCUGGAUGGGCCUGUCAAAGGUGGUGGUUUGUUGUUGUUUUUACUCCAGGUGUUUUCUACACCUCUAAAAUACCCGAGUGCUUCAGGCCACGCUCAGGUCUAGGCUCAGGAGGAGGUCAGAGGUUGAGAAAGGCCAAGAGUUACCUGGAAAACAGCUCCGUGCAGCAGCUGGGUCUGCCACGGCAGGACCUGUGUCCUCACCCGGGCUCUAACAUUCAGCUCCUGCGUGGCACGGGGUGAGAUGUGCUCCUGGCCACAAACACCUGGGGCAGAGCAUUCCGAGGAUGCGCAGCCCUGACUCUCCCAGGGAGCAGCUCACCUCACAGCUCUGAGGCUCCCUGGGUGGAGAAAUCUCCUCUGCUAGGAAAAAAAAAAGGCAGAGUUGGUGGAUAGGCAGCAGCAGAGGGUUAAAAACGCAGUUCCCUACCUUUCUACAUCUGUUCUCACUCUCUGCUUCACGCCGAGGUCUGCCUUGUCCCCUCCCCUUCCCCUCGGGGUGGUGGCACAAAGGCUCUCCUAUCGCUGGGCUAAUUAGGUGCCAGCAACACUCACUGCUGUGAACAUGGCCUAGGUGAAUCAUGGAUUUGCUCCAAAUUGCAAAGCAGCAGCUAUUGUGAGCGCUCCCAGCUCUAUGGAAACCCCACCUUUCAAGUGUUACCACAGGCAGACAAUGGAUUAGAGCCCACAAUAGAGCGAGCAGCAAGGUGGGAACAAGAGGUGCCUGGACGGAGACCACAGAAACGCAGCACACACGCCCCAAGCUCUCAAAGGCCUUGGCGUGAAGAUGGCCACAUCUAGCUCCUGCAGCACAGCCUCAAAGUUCUGCCCCAAGGAUUCACACACUCCCUGUGUCAGCUGUGCAAAGCAUAAACGCUUCUACACCAGCCUGAAAAUAUCUAAGCGUAAGGCCCCGCGACACAGAACUGCGGCACACAUCUAGAGUCUUGGCUCAGGAUCCACAGAAGGAGGCAAAGACAGCCAGGAGGUAGCGUGUCCACGGGUUUAUAAAUCUGAUAAAUACAAGUAUAACGCCCUGCCCGCCACAACGGGGCAGGGGAGGAGGGAGGGGAGUCACAAAAGUUGCUGAGAGAACAGUGACUUGUACUUGGCAGCUGGAGAAGUACAAGAGGGCUGCGGAUUUACGCUGAUGUGUCAAACAGCUUCUCGAUCAUCUCUCCCACUUGGUCGACCUGGUACUUGAUGUACUUCUCAGGGUUCUUGGUGAAGGGCACGUUGCCAUAUCUGCAAAGGAAGACAACCCACAGGAUGCAGCAAAAGACCCUUCUCCAUACUGAGAGAGGCCGUCCCCACCUGCGUCCUUCCUCUGCCAGAGAAAUCAGCUCUCCUCCAGCAGGUCUCACCUGAAUCUGAUGGGCUGUCUUGUAGGGAGCAAGUGACCCUGCUAGUUACAACGGGUCUCCUGAGGUUUACGUGGGUAAACCCAGGGUGGCUCCGAGCUCUGUGCUAGCUAGAACAUCUGCACUCACCCUGAACAAGGAAUUGGGGUGACGAGGAGGUGUUCACAACUAGCAGAGCUCAGCUUAAGGAUGUGUUAGUGUACAAGAUGGAAAAGCUCCAACAGGACAGUGGAAAAGUGCUUCAGCUCUGGCUAACCUAGGUCCCAAAGACCCAAACCCAAUGAGAUGACAACGAUGCAAGAGGUUCUCACCUGUUCAGGAAGGCACCGUAGGUCUCUUUCACAAUGGUUUUCUGCGCCCGGCGAAUUUUGUCCCGUUGCUCCAUGUCUGGAAUUGCCCAGGCCUUCUGGAUCUUACAUAGCUCCUCCAGCCCGUCAUUAAAACCC